GUGGUUGUGGUGUACGAUGGGUAUCUACUAUGUCCCCUUGGUGGGGAGAUAUUCAGGGAUUUUAGAUGGAACAUCAGUGACAUCACAGCAGACCAUUGAUCACAACAACAGACACAUUUUAACAGUGACUCUGAAUGGAUUGAAUAUGGGAGAUACUGGCUGGUACUGGUGUUCCAGAGGAGACCUCCAGAUGCCUGUUCACAUCACUGUCAAUCAACUGACCACAACACAGUGUACCACACCUGCCUCCACCACCACCCCUACCCCCUCUUCCACCAUCAUCAUCUCCACUGUCAAUCAACUGACCACAACACAGAGAACCACAACUGCCUCCACCACCACCCCUACCCCCUCUUCCACCAUCAUCAUCUCCACUGUCAAUCAACUGACCACAACACAGAGUACCACACCUGCCUCCACCACCACCCCUACCCUCUCUUCCACCAUCAUCAUCUCCACUGUUAAUCAACUGACCACAACACAGGCUGACCCCAUCAUUAGAAAGUAAUGAGAGACCAGUUAUAACCAAAAAUGGAAUGAGUUUUUCAAAUUCACAGAAUCCAACUGAAGUUAUUUUGUUAAUUUAAAACAUUGAUAUAUCACGCUGAAAUUUUGUCGCAGGAGGUUCCGGACUGUGGACCGUCACAGGAGGUUCCGGACUGUGGACCGUCGCAGGAGGUUCCGGACUGUGGACCGUCGCAGGAGGUUCCGGACUGGGGACCUUAGCCGGAAGCUCUGGACUAGGGACCGUCGCCGGAAGCUCUGGUGCGUGGAGCCGGCACAGGUGGCAUCGGACUGGUGAAACGCACUUCAGGGCAAGUGCGAGGAGCAGGCACAC
Molecule: messenger RNA, 838 nt
Organism: Salvelinus fontinalis (brook trout)
Lineage: Eukaryota; Metazoa; Chordata; Actinopteri; Salmoniformes; Salmonidae
Product: G8 domain-containing protein DDB_G0286311-like
Exons: 1
Coding region: 17-508 (163 amino acids)
Source: RefSeq, a predicted model, not a curated record